AAGAGACUCGGAGCACCUGGAGGUCGGCCGUUUAUCCCGGCAGAUGAGAGGGCUCUCCAUGAUGAGCGCACUUGGCUUUCAACGUCUCACCGAGUGCGACUCAGCGACCACAACCGCGUCCAAACGUGGCUCGGGGGAGCUUUCGAGGUGUGAAAAUCAAACUCAAAGUUGAGGUGCUGGAUGCUGUUAAAGCUGAAUCUGCCCCUGAGUUCAACAGGAAGAACCUGGAUGCUGACUGCUGCUCACCUUACAUUUUAGCCAGAAAAGUUGUUUCUCACUCCAAUUUUUAAGACGUUUAAGGACCUGAAUUUUAUUCCCAAACCGCUUGGUUCAUGCAAAGAUGUGAACACCCAUCUGUGUGUGCAAUCUGUAAUGCUUUUCUAACAGUGUUUUUGUGCCAGCUGCAUAAUUACAGAUUUAACAUCACUAACAUUCCCAAGAUGGAUUACCUGAUUUGAGCACAGUAGGGUUUUGUCUGCAUAUAUUAUACUUCUCUCUCAGUGUUUUUCUGCAUGCAUCCUGUAGUUUUAUUUUUCCUGAUGCAUUGCCAGCGUAAUGGCUCAUUUGCCAGGGGCAUCAUCAUUCAAAUGAUGUUGUGACAAGAUGGACUUAAUGUGAUCAUUACUCUAAUGGCUUUUAUGAGAAUGUCCUGAUGUCCCUUGUUCUCCCGUAGUGAAACACAAUAAAAUAGGUGCAUGUUACAGUCCACCUUUGCUGCACAGUGACAGUGUCGAGCACCAGCUUAGUAUUGGAACAGAUGUUUCCUGCCGGACAAUAUGACCCCAGCUCCUCUGACGCAGAACUGCUCCAACUGCAGCCAGGUAUUAGUCCCAGAGGUCAACUUGGUCAAAGCUGUGGUUUUGGGCCUGAUACUUGGCGUCUUCAUUGUGUUUGGAAUUGUGGGGAACAUCCUAGUAAUCCUCUCAGUGGUUUGCCAUCGACACCUGCGGACAGUCACGCAUUAUUUCAUAGUUAAUCUGGCGGUGGCAGAUUUGCUGCUGAGCUCCACUGUACUACCCUUCUCUGCCAUUUUUGAGAUUGUGGAUCGUUGGGUGUUUGGACGGGCUUUUUGCAAUGUUUGGGCAGCUGUGGAUGUGCUCUGCUGCACGGCCUCCAUCAUGAGCCUCUGUGUGAUCUCUGUUGACCGCUACAUUGGAGUCAGUUACCCCCUGCGUUACCCAACCAUAGUGACAAAACGCAGGGCGCUGCUGGCAGUGAUGCUCCUCUGGGUGCUGUCUAUCAUCAUAUCUAUUGGACCUUUGUUUGGCUGGAAAGAGCCGGCACCUGAGGAUGAAUCCAUCUGCAAGAUCACAGAGGAGCCGGGCUACGCUAUCUUCUCUGCUGUGGGCUCGUUCUACCUCCCCCUGGCCAUCAUACUGGUCAUGUACUGUCGGGUUUACGUGGUAGCACACAGGGAGAGCCGGGGCCUGAGGGAGGGCCAGAAGAAGUCAGACUCUGAGCGGGUGAUACUCAGGAUACACAGGGGCAACACAACUGUAUCAGAGGACGAGGCCCUUCGCAACCGCACACAUUUCGCACUGAGACUGCUCAAGUUCUCACGCGAGAAGAAGGCCGCCAAGACCCUGGGCAUUGUGGUUGGUUGCUUCGUGUUGUGCUGGCUGCCCUUUUUCCUGGCGCUUCCCAUUGGUUCCAUAUUUCCUGCGUACAGACCUUCAGACACUGUCUUCAAGAUCACCUUCUGGCUCGGUUACUUCAACAGCUGCAUCAACCCCAUCAUCUACCCCUGCUCCAACCAGGAGUUUAAAAAAGCUUUCCAGAGUUUACUGGGAGUUCACUGUCUGAGAAUAACUCCCAGGUCACACCAUCAUCAUCAUCUGAGUGCAGGUCAGGGUCAAGCUCAGGUUCACAGCCAGCCCCUCACGCUGGGCCUGGACAGCAGGGGGGCUCCCUGUCGGCUCAGCCCGUCCUCCUCUAUGGCUCUGUCCAGAACCCCGUCCUCCAGGGACAGCAGGGAGUGGAAGCCCUUUCCUGGAGGCCCUGCAGGUGGAUCUGGACCGGCCGAGACAAGCAGGGAUAAAGUGGCCAAACUUUGCAGUAAAAGCUUCCAUCGGACCUGCUGCUGCAUCCUCAGCCGCGGGACUCCCCCGCCGCAGGAGUCAAACUGUGCCCAACCCCCGCCUGUCGGAAACCUUCCCACCAUCAAAAUCCACCAACUGUCCCUGUCAGAGAAAGGAGAGCCUGUUUAGCCACUGUAAUCCUCCAUCCAUUAGUCAUGACACCCUUUUCAAGGUCACACAUGAGAAUACUUUUCCCUUUGCUCUGUCGGAUGAGCUGUGCCUAAAUGACGGCUGCUGCGAAAUUUAAAGCUUUGAUAUCAGUCUGUGAUUUUUUCCUUGAUUUAAAAAAAUAACCAUCAUACACUACA
This is a messenger RNA of Centropristis striata (black sea bass), 2386 nucleotides long. RefSeq names its product adrenoceptor alpha 1Aa (gene adra1aa). The transcript has 3 exons. Bases 777 to 2207 code for a protein of 476 amino acids. Gene Ontology annotation, cellular component: membrane. Gene Ontology annotation, molecular function: alpha1-adrenergic receptor activity. The record is from RefSeq and is a predicted model, not a curated record. Gene Ontology annotation, biological process: adenylate cyclase-activating adrenergic receptor signaling pathway; positive regulation of cytosolic calcium ion concentration; cell-cell signaling. NCBI's taxonomy places the organism in Eukaryota, Metazoa, Chordata, Actinopteri, Perciformes, Serranidae.